Oenanthe melanoleuca is the source of this 1676-nucleotide messenger RNA. Its product is annotated as rab11 family-interacting protein 1-like. Gene Ontology annotation, biological process: regulated exocytosis. The transcript is spliced from 4 exons. Gene Ontology annotation, molecular function: small GTPase binding. Gene Ontology annotation, cellular component: intracellular membrane-bounded organelle. Lineage: Eukaryota; Metazoa; Chordata; Aves; Passeriformes; Muscicapidae. The record is from RefSeq and is a predicted model, not a curated record. The annotation marks the transcript as partial.
CGGGCGGGCCGCACCCGCCGCCGCCGCUCCCGUCCCGUUCCCAUUCCCGGCCCGCUCCCGCUGCCGCCGCUGCCAUGGCGGGCUCGGCCGCGGGCUGGGCGCCCACCCACGUGCGGGUGACGGUGCUGCGGGCGCGGGGGCUGCGCGCCAAGGCGGCGGCGGGCGGCAGCGACGCCUACGCGGUGAUGGCUCUGGGCCGCGACAAGUUCCGCACCUCGGUGGCCGAGCGCUGCCGCGGCGAGCCGCUGUGGCGGGAGGAGGCCACGUUCGAGCUGCCGGCCCGGGCCGCCCCGCUGCGCCUCACCGUGCUGCACCGGGCCCUGGCCGGCGCCGACAAGUUCCUGGGCCGCGCCGAGGUGGAGCUGGCGGCGCUGAGGGAGCGCGGCGGGCCCAGGCACACCAGGUGGUACAAGCUUCACUCCAAGCCAGGGAAGAAGGAAAAGGAGAGAGGGGAGAUCGAGGUGGACAUCCAGUUCAUGAGGAGCAACAUGACAGCCAGCAUGUUUGACCUGUCCAUGAAGGACAAGCCCCGCUCUCCCUUUGGGAAGCUCAAGGAGAAGCUCAAGGGCAAGAGGAGCAGUGGCCUCUCAGACACAGCAUCAGAGAUUGUCCCCAGCACCUCCCACUCCCCUGCUGACAGCGAGGAUGAGGCGGUCGAGAAGGAGAAGAAGAAAUCCAAGUUCAAAGCGCUGUUCUCCAAGCCUGGCCUGCACAAGACAUCCCUGUCCCAGUCCAUGUCAGUGCUGCCCACCCAGCAGCCCCUCACCCCCAGGGUUCGGCUGCGGCCCAGCGACUUCCAGCCACAGUGGGAUGAGGAGGAGUCCGAGACCUCUCCUGCCUCAGAGCGAUCCUUUGAAAGUGCUCUGGAAGAGAAGCCAGCUCCUUCUCCUCUGUUCAGAUCUCGUAAACCAGCCUUUUUGGACAGUAGGCAGCUAACCCAAGGAACCACUAACCACACCAAAAAGGAUGGGCUCUCUUUGUUCAGUGGCCUUAAAUCCAAAAACGAUCCCGUGUCCAAGUCUAGUCUGUGCAUCAAUGGCAGCCACGUUUAUAUGGAAGAAACCACGAGGAAGGACAAGACUCCAGCCUCCUCCCCCUCUCCUCACCUCAGGAGGAAGCAGCACUUUGCUUCAGAGGAGAACCUGUCCUCCAGGUCCACUAAAUCACCUGAAGAGGUGGGGAGAACCUCUUCUGGUCAGGCUUUCUCUGGGUCCACAUCCUUGGAGACCUUCAAAUCCAUGACUUUGCCUUCGUACAAACUGCUCAGCAAUGAGGAGCAGCUGGACACCAGCAUUCCACCGAGUGUCGAGGCUGCCAGAGAGACCAAAAAACCAGAGCCCAAAAAGUCUGCCUUGCUCUCCCUGGUCACUGGGAAGAAGGAAACAGUGAAGACCAGCGAUGCUGAGAUUGUUCCUGACAGAACCCUGCAGAGUGAGGAAAAUGCAGGUGCAGAAGAGAAGAGUGAAGAGGAGGCCAAAUGCCCUGAAGGCCCAGGGGAUUUGGGCAGAGGGAGCCCGUCAGGAGAUGCUCCCUGUGUGGAGGAGGCUGUCACAAACAAACAGCUCAGCCCCUGCGAGGAGGAACGGAAACCUGAGAAGGCUGCUCCAGCCAAGACCAAAGCUGUGAAACCCAGACUCCAUCCUGUGAAGCCAAUGAAUGCCAUGGCAAACAAGCCU